UGAGUUGCACGUGCUGGUGUGACGUCAUGCCGUUCCAAAAAGUUUGUUCUUUUCUGACGGAUUACUUUUAGGAGAGGAACUAGCAAUGUGUGCUGUCAUCACUACCUUUCAUUCCGCAUUCCGCAGGCCCUAGUUACAUUAGCAUCUCCAUCUAGAGUUGGCACCCAGCUUAGAAUAAGUAUCUGUUAGUACAUCCAUUCCUGAAUACAACCGGGCUGUGAACCGGGUCAACUUCAUUUUUGUUUAUCCCUGGUGCAUACUUAGAGCAGGAUACUUACGUCAUAGAGUAGGAUACUUACGUCAUAGAGUAGGAUACUUCCGUCAUAGAGUAGGAUACUUCCGUCAUAGAGCAGGAUACUUCCGUCAUAGAGCAGGAUACUUCCGUCAUAUAGCAGGAUACUUUCGUCAUUGAGUAGGAUACUUCCGUCAUAGAGCAGGAUACUUACGUCAUAGAGUACGAUACUUUCGUUAUAGAGUAGGAUACUUACGUCAUAGAGCAGGAUACUUCAGUCUUAGAGCAGAAUACUUCCGUCAUAGAGCAGGAUACUUUCGUCAUUGAGUAGGAUACUUCCGUCAUAGAGCAGGAUACUUCCGUCAUAGAGCAGGAUACUUACGUCAUAGAGUACGAUACUUUCGUUAUAGAGUAGGAUACUUACGUCACAGAGCAGGAUACUUACGUCAUAGAGUCACUAAAACCCUUUUAAAAAAAAGUAAUACUAUCUUCCUAAUAUGUUGUGACACAGUGAAAACUCCUCCACCUCUUCAGCAAGCCACGACUCCAUCAACACCAUGCCCGACUCAAACUACAUUUCUGUAUUACCAAGUCAAGAGCCCGCCUGUCCAGGCCCAGGACUAUAGUGUGGCUGGAGACAGUGAACAAUCCGAGCCUCUAGACAACCAAGUGGACUGUGACAAAUAUUAAGGGAGAUUACUUGUGGAUGACGAGAUUGUCCAACUGUUCUGUGUGUGGACACGGCGAGUGUUCUUGUCCAACAUAUUGGCCCACAGACAACUAUCAAGGAGAUCACCGCCACCACGCCACACUUUUUUCUCAUUCCCAGCAUCUCCUUCACCACGGAUUGGAACAACACAGUCUUGACCCUCACCAGAUCCACAACUCUUCACAGUUGCCUAGUUUAACGCAAAUUCCCGUGGGCAUCCACAGCGGACAUCCAAGCCUGAGUGAGGUGGGAACCCUGUCCCCUCCUCACGACUCUCGGGCCAUGGCCAGUAUGGCCUACCCCCCAUCUUCCCACAACCACGCCCAUGUACAUGGGCAUAACCACGCUCUCUCUCAUAGCCACUCCCCCAAACCUAGUCCUUAUAGUGUGAAUGGGUUAUCUUUGAGUAGCCCCAAUGUUGACCUGCUACAUCCAGCAAUGACUUAUCAAAAUGAUAUGUUCUCACCCUGGGCAGCGGAACUUGAGUCCAAUCCCAGAAAACAAAGACGCGAGAGGACGACGUUUACAAGGUCCCAGCUGGACAUACUGGAGAACUUGUUCUCUAAGACCAGGUAUCCGGAUAUAUUUAUGAGGGAAGAAGUGGCACUGAAAAUCAAUUUACCAGAGUCUAGAGUCCAGGUUUGGUUUAAAAACCGCCGAGCUAAAUGUCGCCAGCAAGCCAAAGCUGCUGACCAGAAAAAGUCUAGCAACAACAGCAGCAGUGGUACAGGCAACACAAGUCAUGGCAGCAACAACGGACAGAAUGGAAGUACCACUACGCCAUCGCCAAAGAAAGAGUUGAAAGCCAGUCCGCCACCGUCGUCUCCGGUUGACUACAAGCCUGCUGUUCCAUCUCCAAUAUUACAUACAUCAUCAGGGCCUUUGUCCAGCAGUCAGGCACGUCGCGACACAAGCGAUGUCUGGAACCCUGCUAACCCAAUGUUUCAACCAAUGAGUGAUCUGAAUAGCUGCAUGCAGCGAUCUCACUACGGUCUGUCUAAUGGACAAACCCAGUACGGACAACAAAACUACACGAGUUAUCACCACUAUGGCACCAACAUGGACUCCCAUUAUACACUUUCUGGUAUGGUCAUGCCCCCAUCCCACCAAAUGAGCAAUGUACCGUCACAACAUUACCAAAUGUCUGGAUACGGCUCUUUACCAUCAGCUACUUCACUGCCCAGACCCAACACACAGGCACAUGGCGAGUGUUCAGAUUAUAAAGAUUAUGUUCGCCUCUUCUGACCUGUGGUACACUAAAGUACGACUAGAGCAUGUCACUUGGAAAUAACCCUAGAGAUGGAAGGAUGUUUGUUACUUGUGACUAAAGUUCACUGGACUUACCCAAGAUCAUUGGACCUAGCCAAGGCCACUGGACUCACCCAAUGUCACUGGACUUAGCCUAGUUGUAGCGCUUUGGUGUGUGAAAUAAAGUACAAGAAGAAACUUUGAAACCUCAAGCUGUUCAGAGACUUGGAAUGGACCAGUCAAACCAUAGCGUACCAGAUACAAAUAGAAGUCAUGUCUGAAUAGUGAUUGACUAGCUAAGAAACACGUGACUGACUACAGUACAGACUUAUCAGAGUACACACCAAUCAUAGUACAGACUUUGUAUACAGUCUAGACUUAUCAGAGUACACACUAAUCAUAGUACAGACUUUGUAUACAGUCUAGACUUAUCAGAGUACACACUAAUCAUAGUACAGACUUUGUAUACAGUCUAGACUUAUCAGAGUACACACUAAUCAUAGUACAGACUUUGUAUACAGUCUAGACUUAUCAGAGUACACACUAAUCAUAGUACAGACUUUGUAUACAGUCUAGACUAUUCAAAGCCCCAAACCAAAGAAAUGGGACUACAAACCAUUGAGAUCGAAUUGACACUUUGCUAGUUACUUCCUAUAGUGGUUCUAACCCUUGUUUCUAUUUGGACUGGGUAGACCAUCAUUUGUACUGUUGACCAAUCAAUAAGGAACCGUUGAUUUGGGAAAUGUAUGAUCUAAUGUCACCAUGAUAUUUGGACAGUUGGAAGUGAAGCCCAAGCAAUCAGUCUCGUUAACAGCGGUGUUUCUUUUAAUUACAUCCUUCUAUCCUGACGUUGAUAAAGUUGAAUGUCAUGAACGUUGAUAAAGUUGAAUGCUAUAACUAACACUAAAAAGCGGUCAAAAGAUGCUACGUAUAAUGUGGCCAAUGACACACAAUUCAUUGGCCGAUUGUUUUAUACAAAAAAUUUUGGAUCGGAAUAUGAUUUUUGUUUACAUAUAUUUAUGUCUUAAAUAACAAAUCGCCAUAAUAAUUGUUGUGCGUAUUGAAUGACUGUUAGUUAUUUCAUGGAAUGAAAGUUUGAAGUACUGCACAAAUACUGCACAAAUACUGCACGUGUUACACAGAUACCAAAUAUUUUGGCAAAACAUCAUGAUGCAAAAGAUGUUUGAGCAAAAAUAAAAACUUUUAUUGUUUUUUUUUAAAUGCUAACAUUCCUGUUCUGUCCCAUUAUGUAGUGUUCUAAGUUGAUGUUUCUAGUCAAGACUUGACAUUCCAAAUUCUACAUUCUAGCCAAUGUACAAACACAAUAUUGAAAGUCCUUGAACUUCACCUCCGACCUUGUAAUUUCCACAUUAAUUAUGAAAAGAUCUCAACACAUGGACAUUGUUUUGAAAACAGUUUCAGUUGAUACUUAUACUAAGGCUUGUCUUAGAGUCCAAAGAUUAAUAAGGAAUUCAGUAUUUCCUGUGGCUACACAGCCCCAGCUGUGACCUACAUAUUUCUCCACAAUUAUCGCAGGCGUCACCAUUGUUCGCCGGCGGUCUAUUUAGAUUUUUCUUUUCGCUGUCUACGUCUGUCCUCUGUAGCAGAUCCCGCGGCCUUUGUAUCAUUUUAUAUUAAAUGUUUAGCAGUGCUUUAAAAACAUAUUUAAUGAAAUGAACUGAAGAAUUUGUGAAGUUUCAAAUAAAUAGACUCAACUAAAAAGAAUGAAAAACUAGAAAGACUCAAAGAUGUACAACUAGAAAGACUCAAAGAUGUACAACUAGAAAGACUCAAAGAUGUACAACUAGAAAGACUCAAAGAUGUACAACUAGAAAUAGGGUGAUAGUGAAAGACAUUUCAGAAGAACAAAAAGUUUUUUUUUUACUGUUUAUAUAUUCUUUAAGACUUUCUAAACAAUAAAAUAAAAGCCAAUGGUGUGAUUGUUACAGAUGUGUGAUUGACAUUUUAGUCAAUUUUUGUAUGAUUGUCACAAUAGUCAAAGUUGUUUGAUUGUAGUAUGAAAACUUUGUUAACACAAAAUAACCACUGGACGGUUUUAUUUUAAUUUGCCUACCAGAUUACUAAUUGCAAUAAAUGUUUUUGUCAUUUUGUAUUUAAAAAAAUAUUUUUCAUUCCAUUGUCAAGAUAAAUAUUUAUGUCAUUGUUUCUAGUGGUUUCAAAUUGGUAUCUCUAAAAGUUAUAUGCAUCUUUAAACGACAAGGCUCUAAGUACUCAUAACAAAAGUCCAGUCCUCAGCACAGACACAAUCUCUCAACACAAGUCUAUAACAUUGAGAGGUCGUUAUUUAUUUCAGACACAUUCUAGAGAACACAUUAAGUUCAACACAACAAAUACCAUUAAAAUACAUCACAGAGUCUCAAAAUCUGAUUGACAUUUACAUUAGAAAUCACACCUUAAUACCCACAUAGCUCAAUAUAUACCAGACUUACAAUGACACCACAUUCCUCAUCCCUCCAUACCACAUCAAAACCACAGGUUCCAUAACCACAUGUAUCAUAACCACAUGUACCAUAAGGUAAAACAAAUCGUAACAGUUCAGUUUCUAUCAUUGACAUCUUGCGUUCAACUAGCUACUAGUUUCUACUCACUUGUAACUCUCUAUCUACCUCUGCACUGGAUGAACCCUUGGUCUACAGUUAUCCUAGCGCUACGUGUGUACACCAAAUCAACCAAACAACAAACGACACUGUCCAAACAUUUCAUGUCUUCAAAUGUUUGGCUAUCAAAGCACAGCCCAUGCCCUUUGAACAUAUCACAACCAAUAUUACAUACACUUACACAGACAUGUUACAUUACAUCUUGACCAAAAGCCCAAAGUGAACAUCACUCAAAUGUUUUUCCAUGAUUGGUUUCUCUUACGUGCAAUACAUGACAUGUACCCCACUGUGACAUAUGUUUGUUCAGUUGAAUGACAUGUACCCCACUGUGACAUAUGUUUGUUCAGUUGAAUGACAUGUACCCCACUGUGACAUAUGUUUGUUCAGUUGAAUGACAUGUACCCCACUGUGACAUAUGUUUGUUCAGUUGAAUGACAUGUACCCCACUGUGACAUAUGUUUGUUCAGUUGAAUGACAUGUACCCCACUGUGACAUAUGUUUGUUCAGUUGAAUGACAUGUACCCCACUGUGACAUAUGUUUGUUCAGUUGAAUGACAUGUACCCCACUGUGACAUAUGUUUGUUCAGUUGAAUGACAUGUACCCCACUGUGACAUAUGUUUGUUCAGUUGAAUGACAUGUACCCCACUGUGACAUAUGUUUGUUCAGUUGAAUGACAUGUACCACUGUGACAUAUGUUUGUUCAGUUAAAUGACAUAUACCACUGUGACAUAUGUUUGUUCAGUUGAAUGACAUGUACCACUGUGACAUAUGUUUGUUCAGUUGAAUGACAGUUACCACUGUGACAUAUGUUUGUUCAGUUGAAUGACAUGUACCACUGUGACAUAUGUUUGUUCAGUUGAAUGACAUGUACCACUGUGACAUAUGUUUGUUCAGUUGAAUUUUCAUUUCAUUUGUAUACAAUCACUUGGCAUAAACAUUCAAAUGUUUAUUUAUGACUACUAGAUCUGUCUGUUUGAGUUCAUUCAACUAGCAGAAUGUAGUGUAUUACAUCUUGAAUGAUAUUGAAAUAAACAACCAAAUGUCUAUUGUAUAACAAUA
Molecule: messenger RNA, 5867 nt
Organism: Biomphalaria glabrata
Lineage: Eukaryota; Metazoa; Mollusca; Gastropoda; Planorbidae
Product: homeobox protein OTX2-B-like
Exons: 8
Coding region: 939-2186 (415 amino acids)
Biological process (GO): regulation of transcription by RNA polymerase II
Cellular component (GO): nucleus
Molecular function (GO): RNA polymerase II cis-regulatory region sequence-specific DNA binding; DNA-binding transcription factor activity, RNA polymerase II-specific
Source: RefSeq, a predicted model, not a curated record